This is a messenger RNA of Gavialis gangeticus (Gharial), 1287 nucleotides long. It is a transcript of the gene LZTS2, whose product is annotated as leucine zipper tumor suppressor 2. The coding region runs from base 1 to 1287 and encodes 428 amino acids. The transcript has 7 exons. NCBI's taxonomy places the organism in Eukaryota, Metazoa, Chordata, Crocodylia, Gavialidae. Gene Ontology annotation, biological process: negative regulation of canonical Wnt signaling pathway. The record is from RefSeq and is a predicted model, not a curated record.
AUGCGCUCUGUGUCACUCUGGGGCACGUCACCUGUGAUCAGCAUCCAGAGCGGUGGGCAGCAAUGCGACUGCCUUUUAGGCCUGGAUCUCGGUGUCCUCCUGGAGGUGGCGGUGAAUGAAGAUGUGCUGAAGCAGCUUGAGGCCGCUGGCUUUGUCCCGGCCCGGCCGGCGCCCCCGGGCCCUGGCCCCUGGGGCUCCCAGGACCCGCUGCUUCUCAGCCUGCGCCCCAAGAAGUCCCCCGCCAGCCCCUGCAGCGAUGCCGAGGAGCCGCGUGGAGGCAGCCUCCGCGGGCCCCCCCCCAAGCUGGUUCCCGUCUCGGGGCGGCUGGAGAAGAACGUGGAGAAGACGCUGAUCCGCCCCACAGCCUUCAAGCCGGUGGUGCCCAAGGGCCGGAGCCCGGGCGGUCCGGCACUGUCCGACAGCCAGGCCAGCCUGGCCCAGCUCUUCGAGAAGCCAGGGGGUCCCCACAGCUGCCGCCACAGUGCCCACUCGGGGACCCUGUCGGACUCCGGGAGGAACUCUCUGUCCAGCCUGCCCACCUACAGCACUGGGGGCAGCCACGCUGAGCCGCCUGGCGCCACGCUGGGCCACGGUGCGCCGGAUGGGCUGGGUGCGCGGGGCCUGCCCGGGCCCUGGGCCUCGGACAGCGGGCGCUCGUCGUCCAGCAAGAGCUCGGGCUCGCUGAGUGGCCGCGGGGCCCCCUCCUCGGACGGCGGGUCCCACGGGCGUUCGCCAGGCAGUGGUGACGAGGCCCUGCUGGUGCGGGAGCUGGAGGAGAAGCUGCGGGAGCGGGAGGCUGAGCUGCGGUGGCUGCGGGAGAGCCUGGAGGACGAGGGUGCCGGCGGACAGGUGCUGGGGGAGCCGGCGGCAGGUGGUGCGGCAGAGCUGGCAGUGCGGCAGGCGGGCCGGGGGCGCCGGGCGCAGCAGGUGCUGCAGCUGCAGGUACUGCAGCUGACGCAGGAGAAGCGGCAGCUGCAGGAUGACUUCGCCCAGCUGCUGCAGGAGCGCGAGCUGCUGGAGACGCGCUGUGCUGCCCUGGAGCGCCAGCAGGCCCAGCUGGGCCCGCGCCUAGAGGAGACGCAGUGGGAGGUGUGCCAGAAGGCGGGCGAGAUCUCCCUGCUGAAGCAGCAGCUGAAGGAGGCGGCAGGCGAGGCGGCGCAGCGGGGCGCGGAGCUGCUGGGGCUGCGGGCGCAGCUGCGGGAGGCCAUGUGGGGGGUGCUGUGCCCCUGCCUGCUGUCAUGGGCCCCCGUUGUGUCUGAGAAUGGGCACAACUCGCUGCAGCGAUGA